GUCAAAUCACUGCUGUGUGUGGUUCUCCACCGGCCCCAAAUUAUUUAACAUUACAGAUUGGUGACUGGCAGGCAGGCAGGCAACAAAACGGUGUUGUGUCUGCAAUAGGGGGAAAACGAAACGUUAUCAACCCAACGAUCAUCAAGUUGCCAACAAUCAUUAUAGCCUGUGAAGUCAUACAUAAGAUUUCCCUACAAAUAUGUCGGCUACACGUAUAUUAAGUGCUGUGGGACAGAUUUCCAGAAGGCAAUUAAUGCAUAACAAAUGCAAUAAUGUCUUUAAUCAACACUUACGCAUGAUGUCUGCUGCAGCUACCGCUGGAUCUCAACAAAAUAUACGCACCAAAAUUGUGGAUGGUGUGUUGGUGGUGACCUUGGACACUCCCGGGGCCAAGGUUAAUUCUUUGGGCGAAGCCAUUAGUCAAGAAUUCGAGCAGGUUCUCAAAGAAUUGGAGACCAAUGCUCAAGUCAAUUCUGCUGUGGUGAUAUCGGCAAAGCCGGGCUGCUUUAUUGCCGGUGCCGAUAUUGGCAUGUUGGAGAAGUGUCAAAGUGCCUCAGAUGCCACACAAAUUUCCCAAGGCGCUCAAUGGAUGUUUGAGCGCAUGGAGCGUAGCCGAAAACCCAUAGUGGCCGCCAUUAAUGGUGUGUGCUUGGGUGGUGGUUUGGAAUUGGCUUUGGCUUGCCACUACCGCAUUGCCACAAAAGAUAGGAAAACUAAAUUGGGCUUGCCCGAGGUAAUGUUGGGUCUUUUGCCUGGUGGUGGUGGUACCGUUAGAUUGCCAAAAUUGACAGGCAUACCCACAGCCUUGGACAUGGAGCUGACGGGUAAACAAUUGCCAGCCGAAAGAGCCAAGCGUGCCGGCAUUGUUGACCUUUUGGUUAAUCCCUUGGGUCCUGGCCUAGGGCCAGCUGAUCAACAGACUAUGGAGUAUUUGGAAAAAGUAGCUGUACAAGUGGCCAACGACCUUGUAACCGGUAAAAUUAAAGUUAACCGUGAAAAGAGUGGCCUUGUCAACAAAGUCACUGCCAUGAUUAUGGACACCGAAUUUGUUAAGAAUAAAAUUUUCGAUACUGCCCGCAAAUCAGUUAUGAAAAUGACCAAUGGCCUGUAUCCUGCCCCUUUGAAAAUACUUGACGUUAUACGCACCGGUGUGGACAAAGGUACUGAAGCCGGCUAUGCCGCUGAACGUGAAGGUUUUGGUUAUCUAUCUGCCACCCCUGAAUCCAAGGGUCUGAUAGCUUUAUUCCGUGGCCAAACGGAAUGUAAGAAAAAUCGUUUUGGCAAACCCCAAAGAGAGGUUAAGACUAUGGGUGUUUUGGGUGCUGGUCUUAUGGGAGCUGGCAUAGUCCAGGUCACUGUGGACAAGGGCGUUAAGGUUGUCAUGAAGGAUGCCACCGAUGCUGGUUUGGCCCGUGGUAUUGGUCAAGUUCAGAAGGGCUUGGAGACUGCAGUGAAACGCAAACGUAUAUCUGCCUUGGAACGUGAUCAAGUUCUUUCUGGCAUGGUACCUACCUUGGACUACAAUGAAUUUAAAAAUGCUGAUAUGGUUAUUGAGGCCGUGUUUGAAAAUAUUGAAAUCAAACAUCGUGUCAUCAAAGAACUCGAAGCUGUUGUACCUAAGCACUGUGUAAUUGCCACCAACACCAGUGCCAUUCCCAUUACGAAAAUUGCUGCCGGCAGCUCUCGUCCCGAGAAUGUAGUGGGUAUGCAUUACUUUUCGCCUGUGGAUAAAAUGCAACUGUUGGAAAUUAUUACACAUCCUGGAACCUCGAAAGACACCAUUGCUUCGGCUGUAGCAAUGGGCCUGAAACAGGGUAAAGUUGUGAUUACAGUGGGUGAUGGUCCUGGUUUCUAUACCACACGUAUUUUGGCCACCAUGUUGUCGGAAGCUAUACGCCUCCUUCAAGAGGGUCUCGACCCCAAGGAACUUGAUGCCUUGUCCAAAAAAUUCGGUUUCCCUGUAGGCGCUGCAACAUUGGCCGAUGAAGUUGGCAUUGAUGUUGGCUCACACAUUGCUGUGGAUCUUUCCAAAUCUUUUGGAGAACGUUUUAGCGGCGGCAACUUAUCGGUUAUGCAAGACAUGGUUAUGGCAGGUUUCUUGGGUCGCAAAUCGGGCAAAGGUAUUUUCAUGUAUGAUGAUAGCAAAUCGAAAGGAAGUCGCCCCAUCAAUGUGCAAGCGGUGGAGAUACUAAAACAAAAGUAUCCCUUGGUGCCCAAGGGAGCCAAUUCACCGGAAGAUAUGACUCUGCGUAUGGUAUCACGUUUUGUCAAUGAGGCUGUGCUUUGUCUGGAAGAGAAAAUCUUGCAUAACCCCUUGGAGGGUGAUGUUGGUGCUGUUUUCGGUCUGGGCUUCCCUCCAUUCUCGGGAGGUCCCUUCCGUUGGGUGGAUCACUAUUCGGCUGCCAAAUUAGUGGACAAAAUGCAUUCAUAUGCUGAUUUGUUUGGGGCUCCAUUCAAGCCGGCCCAAACUCUGUUGGAUAUGGCCAAGGAUCCCUCCAAGAAGUUCUACCCCAAAAACACAGGAGGCAACUCGAAAUUGUAGAUAGACAACUACUAUAUAAAGCCAUAGGUUAUGUUUUUUUUUUUUAAUUUCUAAGUUCAAAGUCCUUUUGCCGUGUGUACAACACGGCGAGAUAUUUUUAUAUUCACAAAACACAUAAUUCAUCGAAAAGAAAAAAAAAGCAUUGAUUUUGUUUUGCCCUCAACAGUGUUGUGGGGGGCUCCCUUGUUCAUUGUUAUUAUCAACAAUCUAUUUGAUUUGCUGCUGCAUUUAAUUCUA
This is a messenger RNA of Stomoxys calcitrans (stable fly), 2779 nucleotides long. It is a transcript of the gene Mtpalpha, whose product is annotated as trifunctional enzyme subunit alpha, mitochondrial. The transcript is spliced from 5 exons. Gene Ontology annotation, molecular function: NAD+ binding; enoyl-CoA hydratase activity; long-chain (3S)-3-hydroxyacyl-CoA dehydrogenase (NAD+) activity. Gene Ontology annotation, cellular component: mitochondrion; mitochondrial fatty acid beta-oxidation multienzyme complex. The record is from RefSeq and is a predicted model, not a curated record. Gene Ontology annotation, biological process: fatty acid beta-oxidation. NCBI's taxonomy places the organism in Eukaryota, Metazoa, Arthropoda, Insecta, Diptera, Muscidae. Bases 200 to 2542 code for a protein of 780 amino acids.